AAAAUCAAAAUAAAAAAAUAUUUAAUUCUCUUAAUUAUUUUUUUGUAACUUAAUAUUAUUGUAUUUGUUCAGAUAAUAUCGCAAACUAAGUAAAAGAGUUACAAUAAGUGUUUUAUUACUUAAAUACAGUGAUACAUUUCAUACAUUUUAAAUUAAUUACACUAUAAUUAGACAUGUAAAUUUUAAUUGUCUUCUUAGCGAGUCUGUUAUAUGCUGUAGUGUCUUUUGGAAAGUUACUAUAUAUUCCUACGAAAUUACGAACCAAAUAUUUAUGUGAACGGUCACAACCUAGUGAUUCGGUACUUGCACGAUUCAUCAGUGCCGAUAUUAGUGACAUUUAUAUAACAAAAUGAAGGUUAAUGAGAAGAACUUGGCCGCUUUCGCAUCAUCAGCGACACCGGUGGACCAUGAGGGCUGCCUGGACAUGCGAGGAGAGGUUAGCAAGAGCUACCAGAAACGGUGGUGCACACUCAAAGGGAAUCUUCUAUUUUACUUUGACAAAAAGGGCGAUAAAGAACCAGUAGGCGUUAUUAUAGUGGAAGGGUGCACUAUAGAGCUUACAGAAGAGGAGACAUACAGUUUCAAGAUAGUAUUCCAAUGUGAGGGUGGACGCACAUAUUAUUUCUGCACAACCUCUCAGGCAUCCAUGGAGCAAUGGAUGAAGUGUCUGGGUUGUGCCAGUUACGACUAUAUGAAGCUAAUGGUGGCCGAUUUGCAGAGACAAUUGGAAGAGGCGGAAGCGGAGGCUGCGGCGGACGCUGCAGCGGAUGCAGCGGCCUUGGUGACCAUCACGCCACCUAAAGAAGAGCCCACAGCACCGCCCCGUGGACAGAGGCACAACCCCUUCAAUACAGUUCCUGAGGGAGACGCUAAGGUCGUACAAGGCAGUCGACAUCAUAAAGAAAACCUAAGACCAGAAAUGCCUCGGAAGAAAGUACCCUUCAGAGACAUCCACACCACAUAUGGUAGAAAAAUACUCGCAGACAGAAAUGAAUGGCGAGUCAAACUGUCAAAACAGAAAUCAGAGGACAAACCGCUCAUACAGUUGUAAUGCACAGGAUGGAAACACGGAGCGAUGUUGCGACCUCAGUAUUAUUCACCUAAUAUCAAAAAGCUUAUGGAAUUUGUACAUUUGUUUUGACUUAAAGUCAGCAGCCUUCUAAUAAAAAACAGGGAAUUUCAAAAUUAUAUUAACAUUUAUUGUUAUGUGUAUAUUAUAUGCUAUUCUUGCCUAAACUAAACGCCAUCAAUGUCGGUGAAAUUCAUGCUGGACGCGGGCCCGACCGGCUGCGACCAAGAAAAUCACGGCGGCAGGGCGUAUCGGAUCGGAGGAUCGGUUGGGUCUCGUUCGCUGCGGAGGUGCUGUGGCAGAAGCCGCUCCGGUGUUUUACGUUCCUUGAGAGCGAAUACAUGGUGUCACGGUGCUUACAAGAUGAGGACCGGCUUGUGCUACCGGUGUUUUCCGGCCACAAAGCGGCCGGGUGUUGAGCGGGCCCCACGUAAAGUGGUUGCGUGAGCAGCGGCGGGUUGCCGCUACUGGGUGGGGACCAAAAAGUGCCCGCAGUCCCGUAACAAAAAGAGGGGAUCUGCACUGUCGUCGGAUUGCGCCAAUGGCCGCCGGUUAAAGGCUGAGGUGAUGGUCAACGGUUAGUAAUGGCGGUCCAUUGUCCUCCUACAGUGAAAUCUAAACCACUGCGCACGUGCUCAGUAUUUGCCUUUGCAGAGCGCGGCGCAGUGGCGGGUUGACCUGGCAGUGAUCGUUGAACCUGUGAUCGGCGGACCGAUACAGUGUCCCGCGGAUAUUACUAUAUAUUAUAUAUGUUGGUAUAUAUUAUAUAAGGUGGAGACAGCUUUCAAUAUUACUAGAACAUUUUAAAACAUCUGGGGUAGAUUAUAAAUACUCGAGAGAUUAACUCAAACACACUAUAUUGUAUGCACAUAAGGCAAGUUUUAGUAACAGUAAUAAAAAUCACUGGGAUAUGUAGAAAUAAUGAACGUCAACAGUAUUUACGGGACAAUUAUUAUAUGUGAUAUAUAAUGUAUAAAAUUUGUCUAAUUUUUGCACCAAUUCAAACACGGAUUUUUGUAAACGACGAAGGUUGUCGCCUGUAUAUGUUUUUUUAACUAUAUUGUAUAUUAUAGUUUAGACUAACAAAAACUAAAUGAACUUGUGAAUAUUGUCCGAAUACACAUUAUUAUUCUUUGAAACUGUUAUUUUUCUGUUAUAAUUUUUAUUCAAUUGAACCUAAUAUAAGC
Messenger RNA from Achroia grisella, 2256 nucleotides. It is a transcript of the gene IPIP, whose product is annotated as sesquipedalian-1-like. Gene Ontology annotation, biological process: receptor recycling; retrograde transport, endosome to Golgi; endosome organization. The coding region runs from base 350 to 1051 and encodes 233 amino acids. Gene Ontology annotation, cellular component: early endosome; recycling endosome; trans-Golgi network. The transcript has 4 exons. The record is from RefSeq and is a predicted model, not a curated record. NCBI's taxonomy places the organism in Eukaryota, Metazoa, Arthropoda, Insecta, Lepidoptera, Pyralidae.